AUGGUUGCAUUGAUUCCGCCACCGCGUCUGACUCACAGUGGAUCUAUGUAUGUGUUUGGGUAUGUGCUGUUGGCAGUGGUCUGCGAUUACCCCGGCGUUGUUACGCCCCACGAUUUGCCCUUGGAGCUGGGUAACAUUCUAGAAGUUCUGGAAGAAAAUGGCGAAUGGCUGCGGGGCCGCUUGAGCCAAGGCACUCGCCUGGGCAUUUUUCCUCGCAACCACGUCCAAUUCUUCGACUCUGCAAAAGAUGGAGGGCAUCGUGGGUCCCAGUACUCACUGCAACGCCAAGAGCCGCUCAUUCAAGAGGUGGCCACGGUUCUUUCCGAGUGGAAUUCGCACCUCAAACGUCUUUACAUGUCCGAACACUUGCAUACCUACGAGCAAUUGCGAAAGGCCGUGGAGGAGCUGGUCGCGCUCCGGAUGCAGUUGAUCCUGGGCAAUCUCCCCAUUGAUCAUGCCAACGCUGUCAAGUCCAAGAUCACGGACAAGAUCGACUGGGGCAACCAACAAUUGCAUCUCGACCUCAUCCCGCGUGACAAGACAGGCGCUGUCAUGACCCCGGAAACCAGCGGUGUGAUGGAAUUGUACCAUGUGCACAGCGAGACGGCAAGCAUUGAGCGCAGCGCCUCCGUUAGCUUGGGCAACUAUCGUCGCAACACUCGUGCUGCGUCGGAUCAUACCCCAACCGUGACCACGCUCAAGCAUCUGCUGCUCAAGCACGUCAUUCUCAUCUGCAGCACCGGCGAGCCCCUUGAAGUGUCAUAUCGCCUCUAUGACCCCAAGACCAUCUCGGGCGACGCUUCGGAUAACAAGGCGUCAAUUGGUGGCUUUAUCAACGAAGGCUUUCGCGUUGCCAUUGAUCGAGCUGGUGCGCCAGAGGGUUAUGACGACUUUGAACCUCCCUCGACCGUGUUUACAGAGCUGUCCAUGCAAGCCGGUGAAACCGAGGGCACGACCGUGCCUCGGGAUCUGUACCUGGUGGCUCACGUCUGGCGUCGAGGCCAGAUGGACCCUUCCAAGGCCCGGGGAGAGCAGGCAUUCCUGCGCCCGCUGGGCUGCGCGGUGCUUCCCCUACGUGGCUUUAUGACACAGAAGGAGUCGGAAUCAGAGGUUGAACACUCGCUAGAUCUUUACCGCUUCACUGACGAGAGCCAAUUUUCCAUGAUGCACGAGUACAUCAUCAAGAAGGAUUCCAGUCGCAUCGCCCGCCUCGAUCAGUUCAAGGGCUUUACCGUCAAGCUUCGUCUGCUGUCGGGCUCUUUGGAGCAAGUGCGGAAGGAGAACCCCCUCGUUUUCAAAAACCCCAUUGCGCCACCCAUUGGCUUUGGCGAGAUCAUCAGCAACGACCCGCGCAAUGACCUCUACGUCACACUGCUCAACGCCGAGUUUGAAAAGGGCAGCAAGACGACCCCGCGCAACGUGGAAGUUGUCAUGACUGUGCAAAAACACGACGGGAGCUCGGUCCCCAAUUGCCUGGUGGUCGGCGCUGGUGCCGAACCAGUGACAGAGUAUCGCAGUACCAUCUACUACCACAACAAUCAGCCCAUCUGGAAUGAAACAGUCAAGGUCAAGGUUGAUUUGCGGGACUUUCAGAGCGCUCAUAUGAAGUUUACCUUCAAGCACUGCUCGUCAGGCCAAGACCCGAACAAGGUGGUUCCUUUCUGCUUUGCAUUUCAGCCUUUGAUGGAGAAGCAGGACGGUAUUGCCAUCAUUGAUGGCCCUCGAGAGCUGUUGGUGUACAAGUAUGACAAGGCAUACGACGUUUCGGGCAAGGGCCUUUACCUUGCCAAGUCUCACGAACUCAAGCGUAAUGUCAAGGAUCGCUUUACCAUUAGCACGCUGCUCAGCUCCAACAAGCUGACGCAGAACAGCUCGCUACUUCAGUUGCUCCGCUGGCGACAAACGACGGAUGACAAGGCUGAAAAUCUCAAAGCCGCGCUCAAUGGCAUCACCUACGGCCUGGAGGCCGUUGAUAUCGUCAAGUUCUUGACAGAGAUCUUUGAUGCUGCCUUUGGCAUUCUUGACAAGUUUCCGCAGUUUGCUGAAGAUGUCUUCCGGGCUAUUGUUCAAGUGCUGUCGAAGACGGAUACGGCUAAUCGGCUCUCCAGUUUCAAGACAGUUCUGGACACAUACAUCCGCAAUGACUUUACCAACCCAGGCGUGCAUGAGCAUAUCAUCAAGCAGCUGCAGAACCACAUUGAGAAAGCUCCAUCCAACCCGGAAUUUGCACAAAACCUCCGCACUGCCUUGAAGCAGCUUGAUCAUCUGUUCAAGUUUAUCAUCCGGUCCCGCAAGAUUCAGCUUCGUGGUUUGAGUCGCCAAAACCGUGGCCGCCAAGGCACUGCCACGGCCGAUCACUCUGCUUUCAAAGACCUGCUUUAUGCUUCUUUUACGGCCAUCAACAACAUGAUGAUUCUGGAGGAGAAAACGCUCGUGGGCACAAAGGACUUGCUCUUGCAACGCUAUGCCUUUGUUUUCCGGGAGUUGAGCGCCGUUUUGUCUUUGGGCGAGCUCGCGCAGAUUGCCAGCGAAUUCAUUCAAAGCGUUAAUGACAAGGCCAACGAUAAGCUGACGAUCCACAAGCUCAACUUUAUCCGCGAUCUCGUGGAUAGCGACAUCUACAACAAGCGUGAAGGCCGUGCAAAGUUGAACCCGGUGCUGACGGACAUUGUUGAGACUUAUCUCAACAACUCCACGCCAGACCAGCUUGAGUCCGUCCUGGCAAUCACCGAUAACAUGCUGACAAUCCUGCACAAGGCACAAGACCGUACGGAUGAGGACGUCAUUGAGCUGGCGCGUUCGAUGCUGAUGCCAUUGGCACGCAAGUGCUUGGCCAAAAACGUCACCACCGCACACAGCCGCAGCUAUUUGACAGCCUGUCUGUGUGCGCUUCUGCGUCUCAUGUCCACCGUCAGCUUCCAGCAUCUGUUUGAGGAGCUCAGCACCAGUGAGCUGCACGAUUUGUUGGAAAUUCUGUUCCAGGCCUUUGACAAAAACCUGCAGCAAUCCAAUUUUGCACGCGACUGGCUUGUGAUGCGCCUGGUGCUGUGCGACGUGAUUUUGGACACCAUCAAGUGCCUGUCAGAUGCCUUGAUCAGCAAGUUUGGCGACGGACCAAACUUUGAUCUCGGCCUGUGGCAACUCUGCUUCCGGGUCUGCAAUCAGUUUGUGAUUCAAACAACCCUCCAAGUCGAGCUCUUCUCUGAGAGCAAGCGCAAAAAAGUCUUGGCCCACCGAGGUGAUCGCCGAGAGCUCAUGGCAAACCAAGUGCUACUCCUAUGGAACACGCUGGGACCCAAGAAGCAAAACUUCAUCCCCGGACUGAUUGGCCCGCUGCAAGAGAUGGCCUUGGUGCCUUCUCGGCCGGUUCGAAAGCUGCUGAUCCCCGUCUUUUUUGACAUGAUCCAACACGAGGUGGCUGCCGACGGGAACUUUGACAACCUGCAGCAGGAAAUCAUUGACAAGCUUGACUCCAACGUCAACAACAAGGGCUCGGGAGAUCAGGAGUACGGUGAUCUCCUUGAGCGUACUCUCAUGACACUGACCGAGAGCAGCAACAACGCCGUCCUGACGGCUGAGAUGCCAGCCUUUAUCAAGGACGUGCGGCAGCUGCUGGAUCUUUUGCUCAACCUGCGCGACGUGGUGAGCGGUAGCAACCAUCACCGCGACCAACUGGCAGGCUGCUACGUCGAGUUGAUGCACUUUUACAACAAAACCAAGCGCCGCGACAUGUACCUGCGCUCAGCAGCCAAACUGGCCAAGAUUCAUCGCGAGGAGGGCCAACACAUUGAACGCGCCUAUGCCCUUGCCAAGUUGGCAGACACGCUGGAGUGGAACAACACCAAUGUGCCCGCUCUGAAAGACAGCGACGGCAAGGAGGUGUAUCCUGCUCAGACGGCGCGCCAGCGCAAGACGUUGUUGUACAACGAGAUGAUUGACGCGUACAACGAGGGUGAAGCCUGGGAAAAGGCUUUGGAAUACUCGCGAGAGCUGGCCCAUCAGUACGAAGACGAAAGUUUUGAUUACAAGGCCCUCUCCACUUUGCUGACCAAGCGUGCCAGCAUGCUGGACAAGAUUACCGUUGGCCGUCGGGUGGAGCCUCAAUACUUUCGUGUUGGCUACUGGGGCAUGAGUUUCCCAUCCAACAUCCGCAACCAAGAGUUCAUCUAUCGUGCCAAGGACAAGAAUGACCACAUUACCACUUUCUGCGAUCGCAUCCAGAGCGAAGAGCAGCGGAUCAUGAUCUCCAAGGUGCAACCUGAACCCAGCGACGUACUGGGACGCUUCAAGGGAACAACGGUGCCCCCGGCUUUGCAGGCUUACUACAAGCUGAAUGAGCUAAGCCGCUUUGUCUUUGAGCGUCCGAUCCAAAAGAACAAGAAGGACGACAACGAAUUUCGCAAUCUCUACGUUGAAACCAGCAAGUUUGAAACGGCCUGCACGUUGCCUUGUGAGCAACCCCGCGCCCGCAUCAUCAACACGGAGAUUUUGACCAGAGGCCCCGUUGAGAACGCCAUUGUCACGAUGGAAAAUACCAACGCGGACCUCCAAGCCAUCAUCAUGGAGCAUGCGCAGGACCCAUCUUUGAACAUCAACCCCCUGAGUAUGAAGCUCAACGGCAUUAUUGAUGCCGCUGUCCAGGGUGGCACUGAAAAGUAUCGCGAAGCCUUCUUCAGUAAUGAUUUUCUCGAAGCCAAUCCGGACCAGACCGAGCUUGUCGACAAGCUCCGCCAUCUCAUGGCUCGCCAGGUCAAGAUUUUAGAGCAGGGCGUGCAGGUUCAUGGCAAGAUGUGCUCGGCCGAGCUCAAGCCCUUGCAAGGGCGCUUGGAAGAGAUGGUACAGAAGAUGUCCGAAACAAGCCAGGCUGAUUUGAAGCAGGCCAAGUCAUCCUCGACUGCAUCCACCCCGCGACCCAUAUCGAUGCUGUCGGAUAGCAGUCGUCCUCGCUCUUCGGUUGAAUUGCGUGCCCCCCACACGCAUGCAGACCAAGCCGGUGCUACAGAGGCCCCGGCGCCAUCUGCCGGUGCAAGUAAGCCCACCACAGCGGCGCCUGCAAAUCCAACCCCGGCGACGCCUGCAUCGCAACCUAAAGCGGCCCCGGCCACACCAACCACACCGGCCACACCGGCCACUCAGCCAAGGGCGGCCAACUCUGCGGGGCCAUCAACGCCAGCUACGCCGGCCACCCCGGCGGCUCGAACCACUCCGGUAACCCCGGCGACGAAGCCAGUCGAGGCAGAAGCGCCUCCCAGCAAGCCUUCGCCCCCCAAGACCAGCGCGCGCCCCACCGCGGACGCAGAAUCAGCCACCUCACGUGGUGGUACCCCCAAAGCCGCACCUCCCCCGCGCCCCCCCAAACGCAACUCGUCGAUGCAAGAGGAUGAUGGCCCAUCCACAAGUGGCACACCGAACAAGCCUGCGGUUCCCACCUCGGCUAAGCCCAGCCCUGGCAUGUCUCCCAGCAACCCUUUUAUGGCUCAAGCGGGUGGCUCGGCUCCUCCUGUGCCAACCAAGGGCCCGCCCCCACCCCGUCCGCAGGGCAACAAGCCAAAACUGCCUAGCGUGAUGGAUGGCCUCAAGACGGCGCAAGCGCCACAGCCCGCCUCUCCAAAGACCAAUCCUUUUCUCGAGUCCUCCACUGAGAGCAAUCUCAGUACCUCCCAGACGAGCACGGGACCUCCGCCCCGUCCGAGGAGCAAAAAGCCCCAGGGGUUUUCCAAGCAAGCCAACUCAUCACGAAGUCAUUCUCUCUCUCUCUCGCUCUCUCUCUCUCUCUCUCUCUCUCUCUCAAACUCUCAAACUCUCUCUCAAACUCUCUCAAAUCUCUCAAACUCUCUCUCUCUCAAACUCUCUCUCUCUCUCUCUAAAUCUCUCUCUCUAGAUCUCACUCUCUCUCUCUCUCUCUAA
Molecule: messenger RNA, 5907 nt
Organism: Monosiga brevicollis MX1
Lineage: Eukaryota; Choanoflagellata; Craspedida; Salpingoecidae
Exons: 30
Coding region: 1-5907 (1968 amino acids)
Biological process (GO): small GTPase-mediated signal transduction
Cellular component (GO): cytoplasm; plasma membrane
Molecular function (GO): guanyl-nucleotide exchange factor activity; small GTPase binding
Source: RefSeq, a predicted model, not a curated record